Messenger RNA from Phragmites australis (common reed), 1405 nucleotides. Its product is annotated as monothiol glutaredoxin-S12, chloroplastic-like. NCBI's taxonomy places the organism in Eukaryota, Viridiplantae, Streptophyta, Magnoliopsida, Poales, Poaceae. The record is from RefSeq and is a predicted model, not a curated record. The transcript has 2 exons. The coding region runs from base 93 to 941 and encodes 282 amino acids.
CCCCUGAUUUUAGUCCAUCCACCUAUUCCCACUCCGACUCAUCCAUCUAUCACUCCACUCGCAGGCAGAGGCAGCAUCCGUCCCGUCCAUCCAUGGCCGCCGCCGCCUCCACCGCCGCUUCUCUCCGUCUUCCCUUCCCUCUCCUCUCCGCCCCAGCAGCCUCCUCCUCCUCCAUCCUCCGCCUCCGCCGCCGCGCGCCCCGGGCCCUCGCCGUCGCUGCCUUCAAGAAGCUCUCGGAGGCGUCCCCCGUGCCCAUCCCUCCGGAACACACUCAGCCCUUGGCCGACAAGGACGCCCUGCCCCCCAAGCCCGGGGUGUACGGCGUCUACGACCCCGCCGGGGAGCUGCAGUUCGUCGGGAUUUCGCGCAACGUCAGGGCCAGCGUCGAGGGCCACCGGAGGAAGGUCCCCGCCGACCUGUGCGCCUCCGUCAAGGUUGCAGUCGCAGAUGAGGACACACCAGAUCGAACUGUCCUUACUAAUGCCUGGAAAUCAUGGAUGGAAGAACAUAUAGAAGCCACUGGUAAGGCACCACCAGGGAAUGUUGCAGGGAACACCACCUGGGUUGGUGCACCACAGAGGCCUCCAGACUUGCGGUUGACGCCUGGUCGCCAUGUUCAGCUGACUGUCCCACUAGAACAGCUGAUAGAUCAGUUGGUGAAGGAGAAUAAAGUGGUAGCCUUCAUCAAGGGAUCAAGGAGUGCUCCCCAGUGUGGAUUCUCUCAAAGGGUGGUGGGGAUCUUGGAAGCACAUGGAGUGGAUUUUGUAACUGUUGAUGUGCUUGAUGAGGAACACAACCAUGGGCUAAGAGAGACCCUGAAGAUGUACAGCAACUGGCCAACGUUUCCACAGAUUUUUGUUGGAGGGGAGCUUGUGGGAGGCUGCGAUAUUAUUACAUCUAUGGCUGAAAAGGGGGAACUUUCUGCCCUAUUUCAGAAAUAGCGUCACAUGUGGGAAGUUUCAUUAUGCUCUUAAGCCAUUUUCUCUGUUUUACUUGGGGAGAACUUCAAGCUUGUCUCUCCAGAACCGUCCAUUGCUGCAAUCAUACCUAUGUGGUCGCAAGGCAAAAAUAUUUGGCCCAAGUAAAUGUCAUUUGGAGUUUUCAUGAGGCUGCAGUCCUACUGAUGUGAUAUAUCUGGUUAUUUCUGGGAGGAGGAUUAGUGUUGGAGUUUCUCUGUAUUUCUGCCAUUGCUUCAGAUCUUGUUCAUGAAUAAGCUGUAGCUUCAUGUCAAACAAUAUGUUGUAUACAUCAAUGGAAGAUUAAUGUGAAACUGGUUUUGGUACAGUAUUUUUUUUUUAGUAGAGAAACUGGAUUGUAAGAUGAAAUUCGGAAAGGUGAAUUUGUGGUUUUUGGACGUGCUGUACAACCAUAACGGAAAAUGUCAAAUGACUGAAAUUAUUUAUUU